CACUACCUGGAUGCUGAUGCAGACCAAUCUGUAUGACAAGGUUAUAACUCGCUCCUUACACGAUGUGCUGGCGAUGAUGCUCGAGAUGCACCGCUACGUUGUGCCUCGUCUGGAAAAGAUUUCGAAGGCCACGCGAGUCAUCGUGCUGUCCCAGAGCCGCCAACGUCCUCACUCCCCGAACAGGUUCAACAGAAGAGCGUCUUUCAGCAACAAGAACUUCGAUUGGAGUGAAUUGACGUUCUUGCAUUUCAUGCGAGCGUACAGAGAGGGUCGUGUCUCCGUCCCUCGCGACGAAAAGCGGGCAGAAGCCCAGGACAGCGAGCACGGACCGAAUCGUCAGGGAUCGUUCGACCGGAAUCAUUCACUGAAGGCCUGGCAGUCCACACACACGCAGGAUCGUGAUUUCAGCAACGAAACGCAAGACAAAGGCGCUGCAGGCGAUGAAGAACCCUUCCCUUGGAACGACCAUAGACACGGCCAAAGACUAAAAGACCACUCAGUGUCGUUCCGGGACCAUCUGAUUCCUGGAACGUACACGCCGGGCCUGUGGUGGUGGGACUCGAACCUCCCGAUCAACCUGGCGGAGAUCGAAGAAUGCAACGAGCUUCACCGUCGAAACCUGACUAGUGACGUGGCUUACACAGGUCCUCCUUUUACUUGUAGGGACGAUCACCACGCCGGACCGGGCACGUCUUCUGAUCUUGCUACCAUGUUACUCAACCUAAUAUGCAAUUCCGUCUUAGGUAUGUCCGAGACAUUCUGUUGCACGUGAAGAUGAAAAAAUAUUUAAACUCAUUAUACACACUGCGCAUGUGUGGGUGUGCGUGUAUGUGCUUAGAAUUACAUGUCAUGGCCCCCAACAACUCUCCCCUCUCAAACAGAGAAAUAUAUUUUGUAUACAGUAAAUUCAAAUUUAGAUGCGAUACCGCACGUGUGAAACGAAGAGGAAAAAAGAGAAAGAAAGUGCUUAUUUAAAAAUAUAAUAGUAUUCAGCGUCGAUAACGGAAGAGGGAGAGAAAGAACAGUGAUAAUGAUAGGAAAAGGAUGUAGUAGAAGGAAGGAAACGGGGGUGUCGUGGAUUAGUAGAAGAUCAGGAUCACAGAAACUCUUUGGUAUUAGUGAGUAUG
This is a messenger RNA of Penaeus indicus, 1127 nucleotides long. RefSeq lists its product as uncharacterized. The transcript has 2 exons. The record is from RefSeq and is a predicted model, not a curated record. NCBI's taxonomy places the organism in Eukaryota, Metazoa, Arthropoda, Malacostraca, Decapoda, Penaeidae. Bases 11 to 772 code for a protein of 253 amino acids.